Molecule: messenger RNA, 1428 nt
Organism: Diprion similis
Lineage: Eukaryota; Metazoa; Arthropoda; Insecta; Hymenoptera; Diprionidae
Product: F-box only protein 22-like
Exons: 5
Coding region: 120-1322 (400 amino acids)
Biological process (GO): protein polyubiquitination; positive regulation of proteasomal ubiquitin-dependent protein catabolic process
Molecular function (GO): protein binding
Source: RefSeq, a predicted model, not a curated record
GUUGUAGUCACUUUGUGGUCACUUUCAUCGAUUCUCUGUUUUGAGCGCGAUAGAAAGGCUGGCAUGUUGUAAACAGAAACUGUUGUCGUGGGAUAAUUGAAAAACAGUAACAUUUGGACAUGGAGAAAGUGUCGAAAAUGAAGACGCGAAAGAAGAGACAGUCUAGUCGAGAUGAAAAUAAAGAUGUUGAUACCGUUGUGGAUGGUGUAAAUUGUAGAGAGCGCAUAAUCUAUGACGUACUUCGACUGAUGUUAGAAUAUUUUAAUAUUACGGAUAUAACUCGGGCAGCUAUGGUUUGCAGGUCCUGGAAUGAAGCUGCAAGCAAAGAAAUUCACACUAGACUGAAACCGCAACAUUUUUUGCUCGAACCUAAUGCCGAGUCGAAAAAAAUUACUGAUCCAAAACAUAUUGUCGACAAAUUGUUCAUCCGGCCCAGCAUUGGAAUAGUGUUUAAUGGCGUUCAAAGUAGACGUCAAAUUUGGCAGCCAGAUUGUUUGUGUAAUUAUUUGCCACCUCAAACUGAUUAUAUAACAUUGAUAAACAGUGGUACUAUUUAUGAUGAUGUGGAGCACAAAGCUGGAGGUCUAUCCAGUAUAUUCUUCCCUGAGAUUCCUGAUGUAAAAAUCAAAUAUUUUCAUACGACAAAGUUGGACCCCCUCAAAUUCGAUCCGAUGCAAAAUCCAAAAUCUCGCGAGAAGUUAGCUAGGGAACUGUGUAAAAUAUCUCCAAAAGAAAAAAACAUAAAAUGUAUAAUAAUGUUCCUGGGUGGGAUGGCACGCAACAUUUUCGCACAUCCAGAUCCAGACAAUAUAGAACAAAUCAUAAAAUCGAUUCUUUCACAUGGGACGGACAAAGCUGAAAAUAAAAUUGCAGUCUGGGGUGGCAUAACUCGCAGGGUACUGGUAUGCAGUUCUUCGUGUGAUGAGAGAACAUGUAAAAAAAAUGUACCUAUUGCUGGGCUUAGUAUCUGUGGUUCAGGCGUUUCAACGUGGUCCCUGGUAUUGGAUAGCCGUAUAAAAACUAAGGAAGAGGCUGAAAAAGAAUUGACAGUCCUGAGGGAUGCGGUCAAGUUGCAAAAACACACAAUUGGUUUCAUGUUUUCUUGUUGUGCACGAGGCGACAGCUGGUAUUCGGAACCAAACGUCGAGGCUAAGAUUUUCAGAAAACUUUUUCCAAAUGUUCCACUGGUUGGAUCGAUUGGAGAUGGCGAGUUUGGCGUAUCCACAGUUCCUCACGAAUAUUCACCAGGUGAACAUAUUUUUCAUCAAUAUGCUACAAUAUUUUUAAUUGUGUCUUACGGAUCUGCGAGAAAAGUGUUAUAAAUAUACAAGUAAACUGCAUCAGUAAGAAACGAGUUGUUAACACAAAACACUAAUGCAUUUUGUACUUUAUUACAACAAAUAAAUAUGACAAAAUCCUAUGAUUUAA